AUGCCGCAGGAUUUGGAGCCGUGUCUUGCUCGUCUUGGCGUAACCCCCGAAGAUAAACCGUCUUUUGUAAAGGAGAUCAACGCCAUCGAUGACGUUGAAACAUUGCGACAACUCGUCAUCCGAAAAGAACGAGAACGACAGAGUAUCGCCAACGAUUUGGACGUAGCAGCACGAUUGGGACUAGUCAUUUCAGAGACAAACGAAGCCAUCCAUAUCAAACUGGCGCAUUUAGAACGUGAAAACCAAAUGCUCCGGGAUGAUUUGCAGUUACACACAUCCUGUCGAUGCCAGGAUGCCGACAAGAUGAGUCGCUUUCACGACGACUUGAACACAGCCCUCCCAACUCCCUCCUCGGACGAAGAUCAUAUUCAGCUUACCCAAGAACUCGAUCAAGCCCGCCGAGAACUAACCAAAUUUCGUAAAGAAAUGGACGGAUUAUCCGCCCAACUCAAUGACAUGGCUUCAGAAAUGGUCGAUUCCAGAGCAAGAGUCAGCAUGUAUGCAAAGCGUCUUGCUGAAGUAGAGCAUAAAUUAGCAACGACCCGAGAAAUGAAUACCAAUUUGCAAUUACUGCUGGAGAGGGCGUUGACCAAUCAGAAGCAGUCGAGCUCAAAUACAUCCCAUCUCGUCAAAAAUAUUCAAACCGAUCUUUCAAGGAUCGUGGCGGAAAACGAUCAAUUACGCGCACGGAUAGCCGAAUUGGAGCAUCAACAAUUGGAGUGUGAAGAGCGACUAACCGCUAUGGUAGCUCAAGCCAAAGAAUAUGCAUCUUUGCUCGAACAAGCGCAGGAUAUCAUCCACAACCUGAGUGAACCCCGAUUAUCGGAUGACGAUUCGCUGAGUAAUGGAUUGUCGACAGCUUCAUCGGCGUGGGAUAACAGCGUUGCAAGUAAAGAUACCGAAAUUACAAAGGGAGCUGUAUUUUCUGCUGAAUUCCGACACGAAAUGCAAAAGGAAAUUGAGCGUAAUUUGACCUUGCGAAAUGAGAUUCGGCAUCGCAUCAUCACGGCGGAAUCGAUCACGGCGGAUCGAAAAAAAUCCCAGGAAGGGCUUAAAUAUCUGUUGUCGGACUAUGACAAUGGGUCGGUGAGUUUAUCGACGAGCACAAGUUCGUCCACGGUAUCAACGCUGUUUUCCUCCUCCAAGAAGGAUCGCGUUGCCAACGACACCGAUUACGGUUCAGUGACAAGUGUGGCCACGUCACAAACGGGACCAUCGACGUCGGUGCCCAUCAAUACCUUGCGACCGGCCAACUUUUUGACAGGAUUCAACAGUUUCAGUUCCGACGGACUUGGUAUGGGCACCAUGCCGGCCACCAGUUUCAUUACGCGAGGCAUUCCUCCCCGAGCUGCGCCGGAUAUGAAUGACAAGGAUUCUGAAUCUUCAGAAGAUGAGUGGAUCAUCUCCUCUACGGCCACUGAGUCGGAUAUACCCAAAUUGAAAGCGAGAACCAAGCCCAAGCUUUCCGCAGCCGCUAUUCGCACCGUUCGCGCAGCGUUGCCGAGGUCGGCUUUAUUGACAGCCAAGGCCACUACCAGCAAGCCAUUGCCACCAUCCCCCGUUCCAUCCACAGCAGCAGUCGAUGCCAACUAUCUGUCCAAUGAAGAGCUUGCCGAAAUAUGCAAGACCAUGGAUGCCCAGCGACUGGUCACCCGACUCGUCGACGUUUACAAGAAUUCCGAAACGUACCUUUGCAUCCGAGAAAUAGAGACACCUCCUUUUUAUAUUGAAGCGAGAAUGGUAAAUCAAUUGGACGAAUGCGGCGAUCCAUGCAGUUUCAUUGUGCAAUUUCUUCAACGGUUGGCCCUGCAUUUUGCUCAUCACACAGACAACAAGGAUUUUUCUGCCAAAUUUCGACGACUGUUGGCGCAAGCCUUACUAAAUGCUUUGGAUCGAUUCUUGACUAUGGCACCAAGCAAGUUAAAGCAACAUAGAUCGCAGCAGGAAGAACCCGAUCUCAUUUCAUUUCAAGACACGCCCAAAGAAGAAGAAGAAGAGAAUGAUGAAAAGAUGGACGAGGGAGCGAAUGAUGAUGAUGACUCCAGUGAUGAGGAGAAUCACGAUCAUGACGACAAUGAAGUGGAUGAAGACGAAUCGAUGCCUAUUAUUUCACUUGCUCAACUGAUCGAUGUUUCGCCUGAAGUCACCAUCAAGUAUACGCUCAGCAGGAAACAUCAGGAAGCCUGCAUCGGCUUGCUGUACAGCAUUCCUACACCCAUCCUCGUGUAUUACGCACUCAACGUAUUCCAACUCGUACCGUUACUCAGUGAAGGCGGAGAAUUCCAAGACGACGGCGUGCGCUUGUGUCAACAAUUGAUUCAUCAUGCAAAUUACAACGAAGCAGUCCUCUGCAUGCAAAAGCUGAAUCUGUACAAUCAGUUCAAAAUCGAAACCCUCGCCGAACAAUUUUUCAUGUACGGUCAAGGAGCCAUGCUUGCGUUGUAUGUUGGCCCACGUCCGGAUUUACAGCGAAAACUUCUCCACUUUAUCGAUACCCAAUUACGUUAUAACUUUACCGGGUCCUUGGAAAUUAUAUCAGAAGACAUUUUAAAAUCCACUGAACCCGAGGAGGACAUGAUGCUGCCUCUGCAGAGGUUAAAGGAUCGGCGGUUCCAAAAGGAAAUGAUCAAUUGUGGCAAAAGACUUGUUCAAGAUAUGCAGUUACCCGAACGAGAGUCUUACUUUCUUUGGCUAUCACAGCGUUACGGCUCGUUACGAUGGUUGGUGGCUCAAAGGGCCAAACAGCAAAUGGACGAAAACGAUUACUCCAUCGCAGGAAGUUCCAACUUUAAUGGUUUGAUUGAGCUUGUGGCCAGUGAAGAUCCCGCCCUGGCCAAACUCGCCAUUAAAGAGCUGAUCGAUGUCGGCGAUAAUAUCGCUCCGGCCUUCUUUGCUGCCAAAUUACACCAACAACAUUUCUUCUGUCGCUAUCAGACGUUGCCUCUGCAAGAUCGGCUGGUGGGAUCCAUUAAAGGAGAGCAAUUGUCGCGUCAUCGUAGCAGUUUUAGUCCGUCCAAGCAUUCCGACAGCGGUUCACCUACACCCGUGAUUUAUUAUACCAUGCCUCCUCACGUUCAAGUUAUUUUUGUCGAAACGUACGAAUCCUUGAUGCAUAUGGAUGAGAUCCUUCGCCAGUCGCACUUGAUUGGCCUCGACACCGAAUGGGUGCCUCAGUUUGCGAGAAACAGGCCCAUCAAAACGGCCUUGAUGCAGAUUGCCUCCCAUAACGGAUAUGCCUUUUUACUCGACCUCACCAUCAUGCAUCACUCAUGGAAUGCACCGCUUUGGUUGAUGACCAAGGAUAUCCUUCAGCGACUUUUUGAAAACAGCGAUAUUAUCAAACUAGCUUACGAUUUUGAUGGCGAUUUUGCCACGCUGGCAGUAUCUAUACCAAGUCUUAAGGAUUGGAAAGUAGCUGGUUUACACGAUUUCAAGACAUUGAGGUCGUAUCCGCCGGGCUGCAAAGAUCCCCAGGGCUUACCUAUUGCUGGCGGGUUGGGUGGCGUGGUAUCGACCUUUUUAAACGUCAAAAUGAACAAAAAGCAGCAAUUGAGCAACUGGGAACAACGUCCAUUAAGCGAAGAGCAGAUUCAGUAUGCCGGUAAAGAAAAAAAAGACUGA
Molecule: messenger RNA, 3621 nt
Organism: Radiomyces spectabilis
Lineage: Eukaryota; Fungi; Mucoromycota; Mucoromycetes; Mucorales; Radiomycetaceae
Exons: 12
Coding region: 1-3621 (1206 amino acids)
Biological process (GO): nucleobase-containing compound metabolic process
Molecular function (GO): nucleic acid binding; 3'-5' exonuclease activity
Source: RefSeq, a predicted model, not a curated record